CGCUAAAACCCUAUUCUGCUUUGGUUGGAAACUGGAGCUGUCAUCGGAUGGUAAAAAUGGCGUCUUUGAUCUCCGAGACAGUCCCAAAAUUCACUGCCGAAACGCUGAAGCUAGCCGCUAAACAAUCCGAGCGCUGCCACAUCGUCCCCGCACGUCUCCGGGACGCGAUUGAUAAGUAUAUCAAAGAGCAAGAUGUUAUGCAUAUGAGGAGGAAGGUGCUGAGCUUGUCGCAAUCUUUCAAUGGAAUUAAGGAAGUAAACUUGCUUCUGCCUACCUCGACCUCGAAGGAGUUGGUGGAAGAUCCACUCAAGUCUAUGGAGCGUACUCAGAGAUGGAAACUAAAGACUGCUUAUGGUGACAUUGGUCUUAAAUACCAAGAAGAUCAGACUGUAGCAUAUGUUGCAGCUCGAAUGCCUGCUGUGUAUUCUGCUCUACACCGGGUUCUUGGCGAGGUGAGAAGAAGAGUUCCAGAUUUUACUCCAGCUAAAGUACUUGAUUUUGGGGCAGGAACUGGUUCGGCUUUAUGGGCAAUGAUGGAGGUUUGGCCUGGGUCUGUAGAGAGGAUUAAUUUGAUUGAGCCAUCACAAUCAAUGCAAAGAGCAGGACAGAGCCUAAUCAAAGACUUAAAAAAAUUGCCACUUAUUCAUAGCUAUGAUAGCAUCCAAUCAUUGAGUAAGAAAAUCAAUAAGUCUGGCAGAAGACACGAUCUUGUUAUUGCUUCAUAUGUUCUUGGAGAGAUACCGUCAUUGAAGGACAGAAUAACACUGGUACGCCAGCUCUGGGAUCUUACAGAUGACAUCUUGGUUUUGGUUGAACCUGGAACACCACAAGGAUCAAAUAUCAUAUCUCAAAUGAGAUCACACAUCUUAUGGAUGGAGAAGAGGAGAACUCGAAAAUUACAAAAUGCAGCCAGUAAGUCCUCUAAGAAUGUGAUGACACUCAAAACUGGUGCAUUUGUAGUUGCUCCAUGUCCCCAUGAUGGACCUUGUCCAUUGCAAAAUACUGACAAAUACUGUCACUUUGUUCAACGAUUGGAGAGGACGCCUUCUCAGAGAGCAUACAAGAGAUCCAAGGGCCCUUUGCGCGGCUUUGAAGACGAAAAAUUUUGCUAUGUUGCCUUGCGACGAGGAAUGCGACCAAGGGAAUCUUGGCCACUCGAUGGUAUGACAUUCGAAACGUUGAAGCAGAUGCAGGCUAAUAGAGUACCGGAGAAUUUGGAUAUUGACGAGGAUGAGGAAAGCCAAUUUGGUGCUGAAGAAGUUCCCGACUAUCAUUAUGAGGAGCAGGAGGAUCUUGACUCUGCAGCUGAAUAUGAUCUAGAAAAUUCGGAACCGGAUGCAACGGCUUCUGAUGACGAAAAAGAAACAGAACCUCGCGCUGAUCUGGGGAGUGGUUGGGGGAGAAUAAUUUAUAUGCCCUUCAGGAGGGGUAAACGAGUCGAACUAGAUGUGUGUCGAGCUACCAAUGCCGAGGGUACUGAGGGGUCCUUUGACCGGAUUGUCCUCACGCAAAGGAACAGCCCGGCGUUGCACCAUCAAGCGCGUCGAUCGAUGUGGGGCGACUUGUGGCCGCUUAGGAGCGGGAAACACUCCAAAUUCUUCAUGUAAGUUGAAUCUAAAAUAUAUUGUGCUAUUAUUUCCUUUCUUGACUAGAUAUUUGAAAAUAAAAAAAUUUAAAAAAAUUUAAAAAAAAGGGCAAAUUUAAUUCAUUUACAAAAUAAAUGUUUGUUUUGUUUGAAUUUCUUAACCACCUUUUAACGGCUUACUUGCCGUAUUUGUUACCUUCUCGUGUUGAUGGUUAUCAAGCUCAAAUUGUGAAAGAUCAAGUAAUGAUUUUAUUAUUAUUAUUAUUAUUAUUAUUAUUAUUAUAAAA
Molecule: messenger RNA, 1872 nt
Organism: Andrographis paniculata
Lineage: Eukaryota; Viridiplantae; Streptophyta; Magnoliopsida; Lamiales; Acanthaceae
Product: rsm22-cox11 tandem protein 2, mitochondrial
Exons: 12
Coding region: 48-1607 (519 amino acids)
Biological process (GO): translation
Cellular component (GO): mitochondrial small ribosomal subunit
Molecular function (GO): structural constituent of ribosome; methyltransferase activity
Source: RefSeq, a predicted model, not a curated record